This is a messenger RNA of Aspergillus ibericus CBS 121593, 1839 nucleotides long. Its product is annotated as Zn-dependent exopeptidase. The transcript is spliced from 3 exons. Gene Ontology annotation, biological process: proteolysis. The coding region runs from base 160 to 1686 and encodes 508 amino acids. Lineage: Eukaryota; Fungi; Ascomycota; Eurotiomycetes; Eurotiales; Aspergillaceae. Gene Ontology annotation, molecular function: metalloexopeptidase activity. The record is from RefSeq and is a predicted model, not a curated record.
CCGGUCGUAUUUAAGUUCCAACCAGUCAUUGCUAACUCUCCUCUGCCUCUCCCCUUCUCCCCAGCCUCCUCUUUCCAGGCUCCUUCUCCUUCUCUGGCGGAGUCCUCGAUCACCUAUCCUCCUCAUCUAUCCUUCGUCGUCUAUUCUUCCUCGCCCAUCAUGCGUAUUGACUCCGCGACGCUACCUCUGGUCCCAAUGCUCCUGGGCCAGGUGGGUGCUCUGCAACUGCCCCUGCUGCAAAGCUCCAAUUCCCACUCGCAGGCCCCUGUCACGGGCGACAAGCCCCUGAUUAGCUCCCCUUUGCUGCAAGAACAGGUCAAGGCUGAGAAUCUGCUGAGCCGGGCCCGGCAACUGUACAAGAUUGCGGAGCUGGGAGAACAUGAAUAUAACCAUCCCACCCGCGUCAUUGGUAGCAAAGGUCACCUGGGUACUCUCGACUAUAUCUAUUCGACCCUUCUCGAGCUCGGUGAUUACUAUACUGUCUCCAAUCAGUCCUUCCCUGCCGUGACGGGCAACGUCUUCGAGUCUCGUCUCGUCCUUGGCCACGAUGUCCCCAAAUCCGCUACGCCAAUGGGUCUGACUCCCCCAACCGGCAAUAAAGAACCGGUCUAUGGUCCCGUGGUCGCAGUAUCCAAUCUCGGGUGCGAGGCCUCGGACUAUCCUUCUAAUCUGGCCGGGGCUGUUGCAUUCAUCAGUCGGGGAAGUUGUCCGUUUGGAACCAAGUCGGAGCUCGCCGGUAAAGCAGGAGCUGUCGCUGCUGUCGUCUACAACAACGAGCCUGGCGACCUAAGUGGAACGCUAGGUACUCCGACCCCAGAUCACGUCGCCACCUUUGGUAUUUCGGACACCGAUGCAGCCCCGGUCCUAGAGCAGUUGAAGAAGGGCGAGAAGGUUGAUGCCAUUGCCUACGUGGAUGCCAUUGUUGAGUCCAUUGAUACCACGAACAUUAUCGCUCAAACCACCGAUGGUGAUCCCAACAACUGUGUCAUGCUGGGUGGCCACAGUGACAGCGUUGCCGAGGGCCCCGGUAUCAACGACGAUGGGUCUGGUAGUUUGACCCUUCUAGAACUCGCGACCCUUCUCACUCAAUUCAGUGUCAACAACUGUGUGCGCUUUGCUUGGUGGGCCGCAGAGGAGGAAGGCCUCCUCGGAUCCGAUUACUAUGUUUCGGUUCUCACCCCGGAAGAGAACAGAAAGAUCCGCCUCUUCAUGGACUACGACAUGCUCGCUUCGCCAAACUUUGCGUACCAGGUAUACAAUGCUACCAAUGCCGUCAACCCUAACGGAUCGGAAGAGCUUCGCGAUCUAUACACCGACUUCUACGAGGAUCACGGCUUCAACUACACGUACAUCCCGUUCGAUGGACGCAGCGACUACGAUGCCUUUAUCCGUAACGGUAUCCCGGGUGGUGGGAUUGCCACGGGCGCUGAGGGGAUUAAGACGAUCGAGGAAGAGAGCAUGUUUGGGGGUGUCGCUGGUGAAUGGUAUGACCCGUGCUACCACCAGCUCUGCGACACCGUGGCCAAUUUGAACUUGACUGCGUGGGAAUGGAAUACCAAGCUCGUCGCCCACUCCAUUGCGACCUAUGCCAAGUCCUUUGACGGAUUCCCGGAACGGACUGAUGAAAUCAGUGUCUCGGCAGCCUUUGAGCAACCGAAGUACCACGGCAACGCCCUGCAGCUCUAAACCCUUUGCGGUAGGUUUUUUUCUUUCGCAGGUGCAAAUGCUUUCUGGGCAGGAUGAAUCACAACGUUGUACUCGAUCUUUCAGUGAGAUAUCUGCAGAUACAGGCUUGGCGAGAAUAAUCUAAUGAGAGACUAAUCCUGUUAUAUCGUAGGA